Syngnathus typhle (broad-nosed pipefish) is the source of this 3168-nucleotide messenger RNA. RefSeq names its product peroxisomal biogenesis factor 5 (gene pex5). Gene Ontology annotation, molecular function: protein binding. Gene Ontology annotation, cellular component: peroxisomal membrane; cytosol. The transcript is spliced from 17 exons. Gene Ontology annotation, biological process: protein import into peroxisome matrix, docking. The coding region runs from base 286 to 2331 and encodes 681 amino acids. NCBI's taxonomy places the organism in Eukaryota, Metazoa, Chordata, Actinopteri, Syngnathiformes, Syngnathidae. The record is from RefSeq and is a predicted model, not a curated record.
UUCAGGCGUCCCUAAACAAGAGCUUCUUCGGCGCCGGGCUCAAGCGUGCACUGUGCGGUGUGUUAUGGAGGUGGAAGGUGGUUAAAGGACUCGCACACAGCGGAGGAUUUUGGUGGCUCUUCCUAUGAGUUGACAGUGUAACUUCAGUCCCGAGACGGUUGUAAAAAUACAACAGAACGUGCGGACACAUCGGAGAAGAAGGCACAGCGGUGGUGAGCUCCAGGUAGCAGCUUCAGUCAGCGUUCUCAGGUGGUCCGAUCGGGAUUGCCCCAUCCUUGUGUUGCCAUGGCGAUGCGGGAGCUGGUGGAGGCAGAAUGCGGCGGGGCCAAUCCGCUGAUGAAAUUGACUGGUCACAUGACCAAGGAAGGCGGGGCGUGGCGGCACCGCGCCACACCUUCGAUUCCCGCAACUCCCAUUGAAAUAGCAACAGAAGAUGAGCUGGUCGAUGAAUUCCUCCAGCCGCCCCCGCGUCCCCCGCACACCUUUGACAUGGGUCAGCUGCUGGAGGAGAUGCAGCAGAUCGACCAGCAGAGCUACAGACAGGCUCCGCAGAGAGCCCCGGACGUGGCGGCCUUGGCUCUCUCGGGCGACUGGGCAGCGGAGUUCACCUCGGGCUCGGAUUCCACCUCCACGCCGGGCCUCGGCGCGCUCGGUGACGCGGCCGACGCCGACUGGACCAAAGAAUUCAUCGCUCAGGCCGCGGAUCCUGGCCGCUGGGCAGAAGAAUAUCUGGAACAGUCGGAGGAGAAGCUCUGGCUGGGAGACUUUGGAGACAAGGAGAACGAGUGGACAAAGGAAUAUCAGCCGGGAGAGGAGCUGAGACAGACGGCCAACGAGCUCGUCUCCAAGGUGAACGACCCCAAGUUGCAGAACACGGAGUUCCUGCGUUUCAUUAAGCAAAUUGGCGAGGGCAGUGUGACAGUGGAGAGCAGGACAGACAAACAGCUGACAGAUAAAGCUCAGGCCGAGGAGGCUCACAACUGGGCUUCCAAUCUCAACCAGUUCCUGAUGGAAACGGGGGGAGGGAGUCUUCCCUUGGAAUCCACAGAGAGGAAUGAGAAGAUUGACAAAGCUAAAGCUAAGCAGGCACAGCAGUGGGCCAAAGUCGUCCGCCAGGUGUCACAGGAGUCCGCCGAGGCCUGGGUGGACAAGUUCACCGCAGCCGGACCGGAAUUCCAGCAAGCCAAAGCCGCGGUGGAGAGCGAUGUGGAUUUCUGGGAGAAGCUGCAACAGGAGUGGGAGGAGAUGGCAAAGCGAGACGCGGAGAGUCACCCCUGGCUGUCGGACUUUGAUCAGAUGCUCAGCUCGUCUUACGACAAGGGCUACCAGUUUGAAGAGGACAACCCCUACUUGUCCCACCAAGACCCUCUGACGGAGGGCGUAAAGAGGAUGGAGGCGGGGGAUAUCCCCGGGGCCGUUCGCUUCUUUGAGAGUGCCGUACAGAAAGAACCAGACAACCAACUGGCUUGGCAAUACUUGGGAACAUGUCAGGCAGAAAAUGAGCAAGAAUUUGCUGCCAUCAGCGCCCUCCGCAGAUGUGUGGCGUUGAAGAAGGACAACCUGACCGCUCUGAUGGCGCUGGCUGUCAGCUUCACCAACGAGUCGCUGCACAGGCAGGCCUGCGAGACUCUCCGCGACUGGCUCAAGCAUAACCCCAAGUACGCCAGCGUGUGGGAGCAGCAUCAGCGGGAACGCCAGCAGGACGCGUCCAGAGAAAGGGAAAUGGAGAGGGAGCGCUUUGGCUCUCUGCUGCCAGAAGCCGUGUUCACGGACGUACAAACGUUGUUCCUGCGUGCGGCGAACACGAACCCCACGCAGGUGGACCCACAACUGCAGUGCGGUCUGGGAGUCCUCUUCAACCUCAGCGGCGAGUACGAUAAAGCCGUAGACUGCUUCACCGCGGCGCUCUCGGCCACCCCGCAGGACUACUUACUGUGGAACAAGCUGGGCGCCACGCUAGCCAACGGCAGCCGCUCAGAAGAGGCUGUGGCCGCCUACAGGAGAGCCUUGGAACUGCAGCCGGGGUUUGUCCGCAGUCGCUACAAUCUCGGAAUCAGUUGUGUCAAUUUAGGAGCACACAGGGAGGCGGUGGAGCACUUCCUGGAGGCGUUGUCCCUUCAGCGGCAAGCCGCCGCCGCCGUGGAAUCGAGAGUGGCGCAAAGCCCCGGCGGCACUGCGGCCACUGUCAUGUCGGACAACAUCUGGUCCACGCUGCGCAUGGCUCUCAGCAUGAUGGGCGAGAGCUCGCUCUACUCGGCCGCCGACCGCCGUGACCUGGACACGUUACUGGCACACUUCUGCCAAAGGGAGGUGGAGGGCGGGCCCGAAUGAUGGUCCAUCUCGGGGGGGGUGAUUGCGUGCGAAUGCUCCCUGCACGGAGGAGGAUGUUUGGGACUGAAAGAGACAGUACAAGGGAACUGAUGUGUAAGACGCUGUCAGUCGUCCUCCAGUCAUCAGCCGGUUCACUUGCAGCUUUGGUAUCAGCCGACUGGAGUACAUUUGUUUUAUUUUGCAUAUUUGACGAUCCUGGUGGUUCCUUUUCCGAUGCUUUGACAGUUUUGUAAUAACGCUAAAAUGUUUUUUCCCCGCCUCAAAAACAAGUCGUAUGUGGAGCUGUCAACAUGAUUAUCGUGUUCAGUAGAUUGAUGGAACAGACAGUGUGAGUGCCUCUUUUCGAGUUGCACUACUUACUUUCAAAAUUACUUAUUUUUGUGUAUAAAAUGUUUUGAUUUUUUUAGGGGAGGAACCAGUUAGAAGCCAGGCCCUUGAAGUGAACACCUGUAAAACUGUCGUGUGCGACUGCAAGAGAACGUUUGUAUUUGAGUGAAAGAGGCCGAGAGUUUGGGGAGAAUAUAUAUAUAUUGUUUGUAUGUUUUUCUGAGUUUGUGUAUGAUCGUGUCUGAGCACGUGUGAGUAUUUUUGAGUGUGUGCUGUACAGCCUCGAGGCACUUUGAAUGAUAAGAUCAUAUUUGUGUAAUAUGAUUGGUUCUCCGUGGGCUCCUCCCUUGCAUUCGAAUCCAACGUCAAACGCAUUGCUCCACUGUAAAUUUAAGUGUUCCCAUAACGUGUAAUAUUGUAAGUUCAUCGUUGCACUAUAAUUGUUUUCAGGUAACUGAUGGCCUGGCAGCAAUGUAUAAUAUAAUCAGCAAUAAAGCCCUAAAUUUUAAA